Molecule: messenger RNA, 1317 nt
Organism: Sinocyclocheilus anshuiensis
Lineage: Eukaryota; Metazoa; Chordata; Actinopteri; Cypriniformes; Cyprinidae
Product: vasopressin V2 receptor-like
Exons: 3
Coding region: 11-1096 (361 amino acids)
Biological process (GO): regulation of systemic arterial blood pressure by vasopressin; positive regulation of vasoconstriction; G protein-coupled receptor signaling pathway
Cellular component (GO): plasma membrane
Molecular function (GO): peptide binding; vasopressin receptor activity
Source: RefSeq, a predicted model, not a curated record
UUGACUUGAUAUGUCUUUAUUUUGUCCCCAGGUGCUGCCACAGCUGGUGUGGGACAUCACAGAGCACUUCCAGGGCCCUGACGCUCUGUGUCGCUCCAUCAAGUAUUUGCAGAUCGUUGGGAUGUUUGCAUCCUCUUAUGUGAUUGUUGCCAUGACUGUGGAUCGGCACUAUGCCAUCUGCUGCCCCCUGCAAGCGUAUCGCGGAGGUGCACCCUCCCGCUGGAACACCCCCAUUAUGGUUGCGUGGGGCCUGGCCCUUGUGCUCAGUUUGCCACAGGUGUUUAUCUUCUCGCGGUCAGAGGUGUCCCCCGGGGUGUUCGAAUGCUGGGGCCACUUUGCUGAGCCGUGGGGUCUUAAAGCAUACGUCACCUGGAUGACUGUGGCUGUAUUUGUAUUGCCAGCCUUUAUCAUCACUGUCUGUCAGGUUCGCAUCUUCAGAGAAAUCCAUGACAACAUCUACCUGAAGUCUGAGCGGGUGGUGACGGCAGAAUUUAAGAGGAACUCUGUCUUCUUCCACUUUGCUCAGCGGGAGGGGGGCAGGGGAAGGAGCAGAGAGAGAAACAGACAGAGCAGACACAGUCAUCAUGCUGACAGCAGUCUCAGUCAAGCUCACUGCAGCCCUUCAUAUCAUGCAGGAGAGGAAGCGUCCUCCUCAAACCUUUAUGAUAGCUACUCUCAUACUCUACCCUGUAGGAGCUCUAUCUGCGAGCCUUGCUUUGGGACCUGCCCCUCUUCAGACAGCUCCUCCCCUUCCGUCCAAACCCACCUGCAAAACACCCCCAACCAUCUCUCAGACCCCUCCCAUUCUCAGUCAUUAUCAGCCAAUAGCGUGUGUGCAUUGGCUGGACACCCAAAUAGCUCUGGAGCUUCUGAACUGUGGCCAGGUGUGCUUCCAGAUGCUUUUCCCCUUCCGGCCGACUAUUCGCACCCGCCGCCUCUCCCAGGUGUGACUAAGGCCAUGUCUAAGACAGUGAGGAUGACUCUUGUCAUUGUGCUGGUAUACACCAUCUGCUGGUCCCCUUUCUUUAUUGUUCAGUUAUGGGCAGCCUGGGACCCCAACCCACCAAACCAAGGUCAGACCCAAGCAAACACAUGAAUCUGCAUGUCCUGUACAGUCAACACAAUAAGGCUUCUUGGAUGCUUAAACAGUAUGAUGUAUUGUUUAAAGAGGUUCACAUCAUAAUAGGAAAUAGGCAAUCAAUUUUUUGAUACAGACUACAGACUUUUUUGUGCAUGUUCAUUAGCUUAGCCAGAGAUUUUUUUUCAGGGUGAUUUUAGCUAAAGAAGUAAAAAUUUAGUGAUGAUUUGAAAAAUACA